AUGGCCAACCAAUGGGUUUCCACAGACCUGCAGCAGGAAAUGACCUGCCCCAUCUGUCGGAACAUUCUGCAAGACCCUGUCACCAUUGAGUGUGGGCACAACUUCUGCCAAGGUUGCAUCACUCAGCUUAAGGAAGGUUCUAAAUGUCCACUCUGCAAAAGUUCUAUGAAGAAGUUCUCAUAUAAACCCAACCGCCUGUUGGCAAAGCUGGUACAGAAAAUUGGAUUCAAGAGGCAGUUGAAAGAAGAAGGGCUGAGAUGUCCAAAGCAUGGCGAGGCGCUACACUACUUUUGUGAAGCAGAUGGGGAACUUCUCUGUUUGGUGUGUCAUGACUCUAAGGAACACAAAUCCCAUAAAGCAAGUCUGAUAGAAGAAGCUGUUGAGCAUCACCAGGAGCAGAUCCAGUUGCAUGUGGGGGUCUUGGAACAAAAGGAGCAGGAACUGGUACACAUGAAGAUUCAAGUUGACAAGAAGACCAAUCACUUCAUGGAGACACAUCUCACCAACAAAGGUAAGUCGAAACUUAUAGUGAAAGGAUGUGAAAAGAUGUUUCAAGCUAGUGAUAAGGAAAAACGAAUAGGUAUAGCCAUUCUUAUAUCAGAUGAUGUAGACUUCGAUCUGAAAAAGAUUAAAAGAGAUGAAGAAGAACACCACACAGCCCAGGUGGAUGUUGAGAAACAAAAGAUCCACUCGGAAUUCAAGCACCUGCAUCAGGUGCUGGAGGAGAAUAAGAACUUCCUCCUGUCCAACAUCGAGCAGCAGGCUCAGCAUGGAGUCAAAGAGUGUGAGUGCUACAACACUGCCAUCCAGGCACAGCUCAAUUCUCUCAAAGAUCUCAUGGGUUGCCUGAAGACCAAGCAACAGAUGCCACCCAGACAGUUGCUGCAGGAUAUCAAAGGCACCUUGAAAAGGAGUGAAGAGUUUCAGGUUCAAUUUCACAGCAAAACCCCAAUUCCUCUGGACCUGGAUCAACAAUUUAAUGAAGCAAAGUCCAGACAUGACUCCAUGAUUAAGAACCUAAGGAAAUGUGGAGAGCUGCUCCAGGCUAACAGGAAGAAACACCAAAGCAAAACUCUCCAAGACAAGAGUGCAACCCAGAGGCAGAGUGGUGACAAAACAGCCUACCCAGCAUCCUCAACUCAUCACACCCCAGCUCAAAGCCAACCUCGAGUUCCAUCCAAAUUCGAGAUAAACAGCACCAACCCUGAAUUCAACCUGCCUCGAAGAAGAGCCUCUCUUUCCAUUGUUCCCAGGAAUGCACAAGUCAUCGACACCUGGGAAACCGGGAACUUACGACGUUACGUGAGCAAUAUUGAGCUCCAGCAGGUGUUGACUCCUGUGAUGUUUGACAUUGACUCGGCCCACCCUGAUCUCAGCUUUUCCCAGGAUCUGAAAAUGGUGAAUGUGAUCCCUCAGACCCACUCAAUAUUUCCAGUAGAGCAGCAGCGCUUCUACCCGUUCCGUUGCGUUCUGGGCUCACCAGGCUUCUCCACUGGUCGACAUACCUGGGAGGUGGAGCUCAGUGGGUCCGAGGGUUAUGGGGCCGGUCUCGUGGGCGUGGCAUGGGAAAAAGUGCCAAGGCAGGGCAGCUUGACCAUGGAGCCCGCGAGUGGCUUCUGGGUGCUGCGCAUCACCAGAUUCCAAUGCCAGGCACUCACUGGGAGAGAUUCAUGGAAGUACCUCCCAAUCUGCUCCAGAAGAGUGGGUGUCAGCGUGAAUCUCGAGGGCAAGGAGGUCACCUUCUAUGACGCGGCCACCAAAGACCACAUCUACACUUUCCAGGCCUCCUUCCCGGGGAAGAUCUUCCCUUUCUUCAGGCUGUUGUUCCCUGACACCCAGAUCACUCUGAACCCCUAG
Messenger RNA from Ochotona curzoniae (black-lipped pika), 1857 nucleotides. Its product is annotated as E3 ubiquitin-protein ligase TRIM31-like. The record is from RefSeq and is a predicted model, not a curated record. Gene Ontology annotation, molecular function: protein binding; zinc ion binding. The transcript has 9 exons. Lineage: Eukaryota; Metazoa; Chordata; Mammalia; Lagomorpha; Ochotonidae. The coding region runs from base 1 to 1857 and encodes 618 amino acids.